Patiria miniata (bat star) is the source of this 1419-nucleotide messenger RNA. RefSeq names its product E3 ubiquitin-protein ligase TRIM56-like. The record is from RefSeq and is a predicted model, not a curated record. Lineage: Eukaryota; Metazoa; Echinodermata; Asteroidea; Valvatida; Asterinidae. Bases 1 to 1419 code for a protein of 472 amino acids. Gene Ontology annotation, cellular component: nucleoplasm; chromatin. Gene Ontology annotation, biological process: positive regulation of DNA-templated transcription. Gene Ontology annotation, molecular function: zinc ion binding; ubiquitin-protein transferase activity. The transcript has 2 exons.
AUGGCUACAGCUCUAAAGAACAUCAGCCCCCAUCUUGAAUGCGACAUAUGCGCAGACAAAUAUAAACAGCCCAAGGUGCUGGAUUGCAUGCAUAGUUUCUGCCAGAAAUGUCUGGAGAAAUACUACACUAGCAGGUAUGCAGGUCAGCCUAAGAUUCCUUGCCCUGUAUGUAGACGGGAGACGGUACUCCCACAGACACGCAUUGAAGGCCUGAAAACAAAUUUCCAUUUGAUGGGAAUAGUUGAGGAGGUCUCACUCCAAGAAAAGGUGGCUUGUUCAGAGAACACAAAGGUCAUCUGUGAGAUUUGUGAUGAGGGAAAUGAGGCUUUGCAUCGCUGUCUGGACUGUGCCCAGAAUAUCUGCCCAAACUGUCGCAAGACACACUUGCGAUGUACUGCUACAUCAAACCACACAGUGGCUACUUUGGAGGACAUUCGUCAGGGGAAGGUAACAGUGAAAAAAACACCAGAAGAAGAUGAGUCUAAAUGCCACAAACACAAGGGGGAAGUGAAACGGUUUUACUGUGAGACAUGUGAAGAGUUAAUCUGCCGAGAUUGUACGGUAGUACACCACCGUGAACCAAAACAUCACUACAUUGAGUCUGGAGAGGCUUCUCGCAAAUACAAACAGUCACUGAAAGAUUCAUUUCCAGACUUCACCACAGGCAUCAAAAACCUUGAACAAGCUUUAACCACUUCAUCACAAGCUAAGCAGAGGUUCACACAGAACGUCACAAAGACUGUGAAAGCUGUGAAAGACAAAGCGGAUAAAAUGAGAGCUGAGAUAACAACUCAAGAGACAAAGAUGAUUAAAGAAAUCAAGCAACUCCAGCAGGAUCGCAACAGAACAUAUGAUGAGCAUCAGUCAACACUGACAAUGAUGCUUGAAAGUAAACAACAUUCGUUAGGGACAUCCCAGGAUAUCAUUAACACUGCAUCUGACAAUGACUUUUUGUCCCUAUACCCUAUCAUCAGCAAAGACUUGAAAUCACUCAAGAGUCAAAAUCCUCCCCAGAUUGAUCCCAAGCUUUCAUAUCUGAGCUUCACCCCGGGUCAGAGGAUUGGUGACAUCAAUCUGGGCAAGCUUGAGGUGGAAACAGGCAAGUGGGAGAUGUGUCGUGAGUUUGGUAAAAGAGGAAGUGGUCCAGGAAAGUUCAUUGGGGCUCGGGAUAUUACUGCUACUCAACCUGGUGAGAUUGCUGUGGCAGACUAUGGGAACAACCAAGUGGUCAUCUGCAGCAAUGAGGGACAACACAAGGGAACCAUUCCCCUACGACAUCCACGGGCAGUUGCAGCCAUCCACAAUCCUGAGCAACGCUUGCUUGUGUUGGAAGAUGGAAGCAAGUAUGUCAAGGUGUUCAACAUGAAGGACAACACAGUGCAUCAAUUACAUUUUGUUACUAAACAAGGUCUUAUAUAA